AUGCCCAGACUCUCAACCACAAUCAUAGCAUUUUUAUUGACAAGUCUCGCAAUCUAUCUCCUUCCAAAGCACAACAUCAUACAGCAUCUCAACAUGGGCAGCACGAAGCAGCACGAAUUCACAUACGAGACUGUUCCGGGAAUCUUCCUUCAAGACGAUCCAGCAACAGACUGGGCGAAUUUUGACUACACGGAAGACUUUGGUCUCAUUCAACGCACAUAUCCAACAGAUACCCCAGACACCGCCCAAGAACCAGCUUGGCAACGUCUGGAUCGCUACAUUCAACACCUCGACACCAGUAGUCCAGAUGGCACAAGCUACAAACUCCUCUACAUGGGCCGCCAUGGCGAAGGCGAUCACAACGUAGCCGAAGCGUUCUACGGAACCAAAGCCUGGGAUGACUACUGGUCCAAACUAGAAGGAAACGGCACGGUAUCAUGGGCAGACGCCCACCUAACAGAUAUCGGAAAGCAACAAGCACUCACGGCACACGCAUUCAUCGAAUCCCAGCUCUCCAAACGAGCCAUGCCCGCCCCACAGAGCUACUACGUCAGUCCAAUGUAUCGCUGCUUACAAACUGCGAGUUUGACCUACAGCGGAUUGAAUUUGCCAGAAAAUCGYCCUUUCUCACCUGUCAUCAAGGAGUUGGUGCGGGAGGUGCUAGGCGAGCAUACCUGCGACAGACGCAGUACCAAAACGUACAUUCAUGCCGCGUAUCCAGAAUGGCGCAUCGAGCCAGGAUUUGCCGAGAAUGACGAGCUGUGGCAAGCAGACCACCGUGAGACACACGAGGAACACGACGUGCGGACGAGAAAGUUCCUGGGAGAUCUCUUCUCCAAUGACGGGAACCUCUACCUAUCAUUGACCAGCCACUCGGGGGCAAUUGCGAGUCAUCUCAGGGUGCUUGGCCAUCGCGAGUUCAAAUUACCUACUGGAGGAAUGAUUCCUGUCUUGGUCAAAGCAACACGAAUUGAUUGA
Molecule: messenger RNA, 978 nt
Organism: Ramularia collo-cygni
Lineage: Eukaryota; Fungi; Ascomycota; Dothideomycetes; Mycosphaerellales; Mycosphaerellaceae
Product: related to PMU1-high copy suppressor of ts tps2 mutant phenotype
Exons: 3
Coding region: 1-978 (325 amino acids)
Cellular component (GO): cytoplasm
Molecular function (GO): phosphatase activity
Source: RefSeq, a predicted model, not a curated record